GUUAUGUUAAUGGCAUUUUUAUUUCUGUGAUUCUCCUAACAGAUGGUGAAGCGGGCAAUGCUGCUGGGCUCCCUGAACUUCAGCCCACUGGUGAUUUCUAUGGAGACACAAUCAUCUUGAGAAACAUUGCUCCUCUGACCACGGUGGACACCAUUUUGACAGCGCUGGCGCCAUACGCCAAUUUGUCAGCCAAUAACAUUCGCCUUAUUAAGGACAAGCAAACAGGCCAGAACAGAGGCUUUGCUUUUGUUCAGCUGUCCUCCCCUCUGGAAGCUUCCCAGCUGCUAACCAUCUUACAAGGUUUGCAACCUCCACUGAAAAUGGAUGGGAAAACAAUCGGGGUGGAUUAUGCUAAGAGUGCUAGAAAGGACCUCUUAUUGCCUGAUGGGAAUCGUGUCAGUGCUUUUUCUGUGGCCAGCACAGCCAUUGCAGCAGCACAGUGGUCAUCAGCUCAGCCACAGCAGAGCUCAGACGGGAUGUCAGAGUAUGCCUGUCUGCAGGAAAGUUACGCUCCUCUGUCACAGGACUACCAGACAUAUUAUCAUCAAGGAACAGCAGCCAGUACUUGUCAGGGAAAUGGAAUCCUAGGAGCUGCUCCGGGUGUAAAGCUGGUUCCUGCUGCCGUUGUGAUAUCGCAGAGUCCACAAGUCUACCAACCACAUAUCAUUGCGCCACCUGCUGUACAGGCGUUGCCUCUUGCUCAGCAACUGGAGGCAAAACCUCAGCCAGGACUUGCAGCUGUUGAAUCUGUAGCUCUGCCUGCUUUGGCUGUAGCUGCUGCCCAGGUUAAUGGAGCCAGUGCAGUACCAGCUGCUGGACCGGCGGCGGAGUCCACCAGUGGUUCUCUUCCUGAUACAUCUACCUAUCAAUAUGAUGAGUCCUCUGGCUACUAUUACGACCCUCAGACUGGCCUCUACUACGACCCAAAUUCACAAUAUUAUUACAACACUCAGACUCAGCAGUACCUGUACUGGGAUAGUGAGAAACAGACAUAUGUACCGGCCUCUGGCAACAUAAACGCUGGGCAGAAUGAUAAAACAGCAAAUGGCUCAGCGGGAGGCAACAAGGAGCCUAAAGAGAAAAAAGAGAAACCAAAGAGCAAGACUGCACAGCAGAUUGCUAAAGACAUGGAACGGUGGGCUAAAAGCCUCAAUAAGCAGAAAGAAAACUUCAAAAGUAGCUUUCAGCCCAUCAGUCAAGAAGAGAGGAAGGAGGCAGCAGCAGCUGAUGCUGGAUACACGUUGUUUGAGAAGAAGCAGGCAGGUCUAGACAGACUCAUGCAAGAGGUUGCGAGGUGCGCUGAAGAGGAAGCACUUCCUAUAAACUCUGCCAGUUCUUCCAAGUGUGGCCUGGUGGCAGCCUACAGUGGAGACAGUGACCCUGAGGAAGGAGUCGGAGGAGGAGAAUCCGAUGGCGGUGACCUGAGUCUGGACAAACUGACAGACUGGAAGAAGAUGGCCUGUCUGCUGUGUAGGAGACAGUUCCCCAACAAAGAGGGUUUAGUGAGACAUCAGCAGCUCUCUGACCUUCACAAGAAAAACCUUGAAGUUCUCCGCAGAUCUAAAAUGAGUGAAGCAGAGCUGGAAGAGUUGGAAAGGAAAGAAACAGAGCAAAAAUACAGGGACAGAGCAGCUGAGAGAAGAGAAAAAUACGGCAUUCCAGAACCACCAGUGCCUAAAAAGAAGAAAUUCAACCAGCCAGCACCAGUCGUAAACUAUGAGCAGCCCACUAAAGAUGGCCUUACCAGUGAUAAUAUUGGGAAUAAGAUGCUGCAAGCGAUGGGCUGGAAGGAGGGGAAAGGUCUUGGUCGCAACCAGCAGGGCAUCACCGCUCCGAUAGAGGCACAGUUGAGAACUAAAGGAGCUGGACUUGGCACCAAGGGAACCAACUACACCCUGUCUGCUUCAGAUACAUACAAAGACGCAGUCCGGAAAGCAAUGUUUGCCCGCUUCACAGAAUUGGAAUGAGUCGUUUUCUAACUUGAUUGCGUUGGUGUGAUCUGUGAAAUAUCAGCUAAACUAUCGCAGAGGAGAAAACGGACUCAUGUUGAAUAAAUCCACUCUGUUUGACGCAUAAUGGUUUACUUACUGUCACAAAAUGGACCACCAGAGAUUUGUUAGUUACCUGAGGUUGUAAAGGAUCUAAUUUAUAAAUUGUACAUAUGCAUAAUGAGUUGUCUUUGUUGUUUUACAUUGCUGUUUGUUUUUUUUAUUUUAUUUUAUUUUAUUAGAUUUAAGUUUGUCUUUGCAUGACUGUACAGUUUAUAUGAGAUCUUGUCAAAUGUAAAGAAAAUAAAAGAUGAGAUUAAAGUUGGGAUCAUUACAUAA
This is a messenger RNA of Poecilia latipinna (sailfin molly), 2327 nucleotides long. Its product is annotated as RNA-binding protein 5-like. The annotation marks the transcript as partial. The record is from RefSeq and is a predicted model, not a curated record. Gene Ontology annotation, biological process: mRNA splicing, via spliceosome. NCBI's taxonomy places the organism in Eukaryota, Metazoa, Chordata, Actinopteri, Cyprinodontiformes, Poeciliidae. The transcript has 17 exons. Gene Ontology annotation, molecular function: RNA binding. Gene Ontology annotation, cellular component: nucleus.